Molecule: messenger RNA, 1871 nt
Organism: Cornus florida
Lineage: Eukaryota; Viridiplantae; Streptophyta; Magnoliopsida; Cornales; Cornaceae
Exons: 4
Coding region: 24-1427 (467 amino acids)
Source: RefSeq, a predicted model, not a curated record
AGUACUGUAUAUAUCAUAGUUACAUGUUAUGCACUUUGCUCACAGUUUCCCAUACUUGCAGUGUCUCAGUUAUGGCGGCACUAGCAAAUGAACAAGAACAACCACCCACCACCACCACCACCACCACCACCGCAACCAUACAACAACCACUACCACCCUCCGAUGAGCUGAAGCUUCUAUCCUCCUACUUGGGUCUCAGCUUCACAAUUUUUCUUGGGUUCAUUCCAAAAUCUUCCAUCUCUUUGGUCUCGGCACUUCAAUCUCGCAACAGAGACCUCUCUCUCAAGCUCACCCAAGCCGAUGACCAGCUCAGGCAGCUUCACUCACGCCGGAAAGAGGACUCCAAGGCCAACGCGCGCGUCGUCGAGAUCUUCGCGAGCCACCGCCACGCGUGGCAGCAGGAGGAGAAGCGGCUGUUGCAGCAGAUCGACGCCGCCUCGGAGGAGAUCGCGCAUCUGAGGGCGAAGAUUGAGGAGUUAGAGAAGGUGGAGGCUGAAUUGAAGGCCAAUGUGGAGGAGCUGAGGCGAGAGGUCGUCGAGAGGGACGAGCUUUUGAAUUUCAUGGCGAGGAAGUCGGAGUUUCAAGAUUCGUCUGAGGGGGAUGGUGGUGGUGGUUGUGGCGGCGAGUGUUGUUCGGAGGGGGUUUCUGGGUAUGGGAAAAUUAGGGUUUCGGAGGGUUUGGAUCCGGUGGCGGAGGAGUGUUUUCCUGGGAGAGGGGACUACAAUGUGGACCAAAUUGGUAGUGUGUAUGGACAGAGCAAUGGGUUCAGUUCUGAGUUCUUAAAUUCUUCUUCCAAGUUUUGGACUGAGAGAGCUAGUAUCUGGCAGGAUGUACAGUAUGAAUCCCUUGAAUCACCAUAUCAUUUGAAGCACUUUGUAGCAAGAAGGGAGUCCCCUUGGAAGGUAGAUGGCGAAGCAACUGGAGUUUCCUCUAAACUAAAGUUACUUGAACAGGAACUGCUGAAUUUGGAAACAGUUGGUAAAAGUGACCUAUCAAAGUUACCAUCACUGAUGAGAAAGCAAGCAAAGAGGUAUCAAGCUCUUUCAGGGAAGAUUGAUGAUCUAUGCAGAAGAAUGGAAAGUGAUCCAUGCGAACCUACCCUCAGUACAGAGUUCCGUACACAAAGACAAACAGAGUUUUUGCUUGAGGCAUUUCGAUUCCAGCAGCGAGCAUCUGAAACCGGACAGAAGCUUAUGUCAUUACAAGCUGAGACAGGGAAGAGCUAUUUUGGUGAUGAGCUGGAAGGCCAGGCCAAGCUGGCCACUAGGCGGUCCUUGGACUCCAUUAGAAACAACUUCAAAGAAAUCCAGAGAAACUUGGAAAUAUGGUUGGCCAGAAUUAUUGGAGAUCUCGAAGGGAUUCUGGCCAGAGAUGGUGCUUCGCGUGUAAGGGACUACUAUAUUUCUAGAUAUCCUUUUGUUCAAUAGAAAUAUCCACUGAUAUUCUCGAAUCUUGACCUAACAAAUAUAUAUAUAUAUAUAUAUAUAUAUAUAUUUCCUCUUUUGGUGAUCCAAUGAUCAAUGCCAUUGAAGUGGACUGCAUAUAUGAAAUAGUUUUAUUGUAGAAUGGAGACAUCAUGAAAGAAAAAGUAAAUCAUAAGGAGUUAGUGAUCACGCUAGGAAGAAAGGUAGGUUGUGAGUCCAGAACCAAAAGGUUGGGUUUGCAAAGCUGCUCAGAAUGUGUAGCUUUUUUAAUUUGCGGGUGAUGCAAGCAUUUACUGGUUUCUAAUGGAGUUGUUGUCACAAGAAGCAAUAUGAAAAACAAUGUGGUAAAUUACUCUGACGCCCCAGAGGUUUGUCAUAUUGAUAUAAGUUAGGUUUUUUUUUAACAAUGAAAUCCUCUAAGUUUGAUAAAGUUAGUAAAUAAAUUCA